AUGAGCGCAAAACAAAUCAGCAUUCACAGUGACUCCCAGCUCAUAGUGAAUCAAAUAACGGCAGACUUCGCAGCGAAGGAUGCCUCCAUGUCCGCCUACCUAUCGGAAGCCCACCAACUCAUAGAAAAGUUCCAGGCCUACGAGAUUCGGCAGAUCCCCAGGUCAGAGAAUAGUCAAGCCGAUGCAUUCUCGCGUUUAGCUUCAGCAAUAAACGAUAGGAUCGGAAGGAAGGUGCCAGUGGAGAUAUUAUCCCAGCCAAGCAUGACAACGGCUGAGAUAAGUCCCAAACUCGAAAGCUACGGUACCGAUCGGCAAGAUACACAGUCAUCGACGAUGUUCUGUACAAGUGAGGCUACACCACGCCGUAUCCGAAGUGCCUCACCAAAGAGCAGGGGGACUACGUCCUUCGGGAAGUCCACAGCGAGGUCUGCGGUGAUCAUUCAGGGUCCCGGUCGCUGGCACACAAGGUCUUCCGGCAUGGGUACUUCUGGCCGACCUUACACCGAGAUGCAAAUGUGUUACUCAAGAAGUGCGACAAAUGCCAAUUUUCCGGUAGUGUCCCUCACAUCCCUGCCGAGCCUCUCUCACCAAUCGUAA
Molecule: messenger RNA, 597 nt
Organism: Prunus armeniaca (apricot)
Lineage: Eukaryota; Viridiplantae; Streptophyta; Magnoliopsida; Rosales; Rosaceae
Source: the annotation of a GenBank genome assembly